Molecule: messenger RNA, 1805 nt
Organism: Eremomyces bilateralis CBS 781.70
Lineage: Eukaryota; Fungi; Ascomycota; Dothideomycetes; Eremomycetales; Eremomycetaceae
Exons: 2
Coding region: 208-1791 (527 amino acids)
Source: RefSeq, a predicted model, not a curated record
CGGCCCCCUGGGCUUAAGUAUGGGUCGUUGAACCGUUAAUCGGCAGCUUGGCGGUUCCUCAUUUUCGUGAUUCCUUUCGAGUCGAGAUAAAACUUUAGGGCUUUGUUCAGCCUUUCAGGUCGCCCUCAGCGCUGCCUCACCAUCUUUUCUCUCUUUCUCUUCUCUCUCCCGCUCUCCCCUCCUCGCCGUCGCCCCUCCAACCUCGCAAUGCCGCUCAUCAACCUCCGGGACCUCAUCGCCUGGCCUAAUAACCCCGACAAUGCCUCUGACACUGUCAUCAAUGGCAUCCACUUCAACAAGACCGCCCUCGAACACUGGAACUACACCUACUACAGCAACAACACCAUCUCCAACGACUCCAAUUGCUUCGUCAUCUUCGACGCCUACCGCCCCACGUUCCUCUCCAACGGCUCCUGGAUCAACGGCACCACAUGUUACUACCCCCUCAACUCCAUCUCCACCCGCGGCUCCAUUGGCAUUGCCUUCGUUGCCAUGUACGGCCUCGCACUGGUCUUCUCCCUCGUCGUGCUCCGCAAGCACGGGCAGCUCUACCUGCAGGAGACGAAGCGCUUCCGGGCGGUCGGGCGCCGCUGGACGUGGUAUUGGAUGUGCUUCACCUGCGCGUGCGCGCUGAUCAGCACCGUCUCGAGCAUCGAUGUCGACCGGAACUAUCUGCCGAAGAUGCCUAUCAUCCUGCAGAGUUUCUUCUUCAUGCUGAUGGUGCCGGGGAGUUUGGCCAUGGUGUGGGAGGCAACGAGGCAUUGGGGUUCUUGGCAGGAGCGGCAGGUCGUGGAUCCGGAUCCGUUUGCGCUUGGGCAGGAUGAUCGGAGGAGUAGAACAGAGUUCUACCUGCCGCUGAUCUUCUACCUGUUUGCAUGGCUGAACUUCUUCAUGACCAUCCCCCGCUCCUGGAGCGCCAUCGAAAAACAGCGCUCCGCUGACCAAACCCUUGCCGUCGCCGCCCCCUCCGGCACCGACAGCCGCUUCAAAGCCGGCUCCAUCCUCGGCGGCGUCGCCUACUUCAUCAUCAUCUACAGCCUCCACCACAGCCUCAAGCACUACAAACCGCGCCCACCGACCCCGACCCGCUCCUUCGCCCCCUUCAAAUCCAUCGCCCACUUUAUCGCCGCCUGCCCUACCAAGAUCUUCCUCGCCCUCGUCAUCCUCGCCGUCCGCAUGGCCUACAUCGUCGCGCAGGCCUGGGAAUGGGAAAUCAGCGUCUUCAACCUCUCCGUCAACCCCGCGUGGCCCUACGCGCUGGGAUACGCCCCCGUGCUGCUGAUCAUGUUCAUCUUGAUCGUCGCGGGGCUGAUCGAGCGGAACGAGGACGUCGUGCUGAUCGAGCAGCGGCGCCGGCGCGGACGCGAGACGAACGCGAUGGUGGGAUAUACCCCGAAGCCGCAGUGGUGGCGGUUUGGGAAGGAGAACCAGUUCAUGACGGCGGAGGAGCAGCUGCGGCAUAUGACGACGGAGGUGGGCGGAAGGGCGCCGACGGCGAACCGGCUCUCGCGGACGAUGGAGUUGCGGAAUAUGCAGGGAGGGAACUUCUCGGAUGGGGAUGCGAAUGGGAUGGAGAUGGGGGUGACGGGGGGUAGUGGGAUGCGGAAUCGGAGUCGGAGUCGGGUGGAGGAUCCAUUUAGCGAUCCGAGUCCUGGGACGGGGUUAACGCCGGAGCGGACGAGGAGUAAUGAUGCGUCGAGCGUGAGGACGGGCCAGAGUGGGAUAUCGGGGACGACGUUGGCAAGUGGGAACGUGAAGCCGGUGCAAGUCAGGAGUAUGUUGGACAUAUAAGCCAUCAUCCAGAG